CUGAGGAGCGUCACACCUGUGUGCAGUUUGAGGCGCUAAUGACUUCAGGCUGUACAUCUGUGGUGUUGCUGUCUUCGGCUGUUUGUUCCUCAGGAGAUCCCUGCUCAGCCUGAUCCCAAUCUGCUGCUGCUGCUAAUGCUUAUUCCACCAGAGCAGAGGAACAGGAUCUGUAUACUUGCCACACACCUGAGACGGCUAGCAGCAGCUGACCCAGAAUCAUGGACGCCAUCUUCCAGUUGCUGUUCUCACCUCUUCCGACCUCAGUGGUUAUCUCCCUGAUUGCGGUCGGCGUUGCGACCCUGUUUUACCUCAACGCCCGGCCCAAUCCGGUCCGCAGCCCAGCCGACCUCAACCGCCAGACUCUGGGUGUCAAGGAUGGUGCAAGAAAAACGGCCAUGUUGGAGGACAACAACAACCUGAUGUCAUAUCGCUACAAUGAUGCAAAAACCCUGUAUGAGGUCUUUCAAAGGGGCACCAAGGUUUCAGGUAACGGACCAUGUCUGGGCUAYAGAAAGCCUGGGAAGCCUUACCAGUGGCUAAAGUACAAACAGGUGUCUGACAGGGCACAGUAUCUGGGGUCAGGACUCCUUCACAAAGGUUUGAAGCCCAAUUCUGAAACAUUCAUCGGCAUCUUUGCUCAGAACAGACCUGAGUGGAUUAUUGGUGAGAUGGCGUGUUACACGUACUCCWUGGUAGUGGUCCCCCUGUACGACACUCUGGGUCCUGAGGCUCUCGUCUUCAUUAUCAACCAAGCUGGAAUCUCUACGGUGCUCUGUGACAACCAGAAGAAAGCAGAAGCGCUGCUUCUGAACCAGGAAAAAGGCCAAACUCCAGUUCUCAAAACUGUUGUGCUCAUGGACUCAUUCAGCCCCGAGUUGAUCGAGCGAGGAAAGAAGUGUGGUGUGGACAUCGUGUCCAUGGAGGACUUGGAGGCACUGGGAAAAAAUAACCUUCAAAAGCCAGUAGAGUCUCUGGGGGGCCGUGUGAGGAUGAUGGUGACUGGCGCUGCACCCAUAUCACCAUCUGUUCUCAGCUUCCUCAGGGCUGCUCUAGGCUGCCAGAUCUUUGAAGGAUACGGUCARACAGAGUGCGCAGCUGCCUGCACCUUCACCUUACCAGGAGAUGCCACUGCUGGUCAUGUUGGUGUGCCUCUGCCUUGCAAUUUUGUGAAGUUGGUUGAUGUGGAAGAGAUGAACUACUUUGCUUCAAACGGUGAAGGAGAGGUGUGCAUUAAGGGCACAAAUGUAUUUAAGGGCUACUUGAAAGACCCAGAAAAGACUGCAGAGGCCUUGGACAAGGAUGGCUGGCUUCACACUGGUGAUAUUGGUAAAUGGCUUCCGAAUGGAGUCUUGAAGAUUAUUGAUCGUAAAAAGAACAUCUUCAAGCUGGCUCAGGGAGAGUACAUCGCCCCGGAGAAGAUCGAGAAUGUGUAUGUCCGCUGCGGCCCUGUGGCCCAAGUGUUUGUGCAUGGAGACAGUCUGCAGUCGAGUCUGGUUGCCAUUGUGGUACCUGAUGCUGAUGUCCUGCCAGGUUUUGCAAAAAGUCUUGGCAUCCAAGGCUCCAUUGAAGAACUCUGCAAGAACACAGAAGUUAAAAAGGCCAUAAUCACAGAUAUGACCAAACUAGGAAGAGAAGCAGGUCUGAAGUCAUUUGAGCAGGUGAAAGACGUGCAUCUCCACCCUGAGCUCUUCACCAUCGAGAACGGCCUGCUGACUCCCACCCUGAAGGCGAAGAGGGCUGAGCUCAAAGAGCUGUUCCAGCCACAAAUUGACAAACUUUAUGCUGACAUCCAAUAAAUUAACCYUAAGAAACAGAAAA
Molecule: messenger RNA, 1818 nt
Organism: Poecilia reticulata (guppy)
Lineage: Eukaryota; Metazoa; Chordata; Actinopteri; Cyprinodontiformes; Poeciliidae
Source: RefSeq, a predicted model, not a curated record